AAUUUAAAAAUCUGAUUGUAUUAUGAAACAAUCAGUUAAAAACUAUAAAAAUGAGAAAGAACGUCUCAAUGAAUUGUUAAAAAGCCCGACAUCAGUUUCUAUACAAAAUAAAAAUAAUGUUUCUAAAUUUAAGUUUGGGACAUAUGGAAACAUGAGGGAAUGUAAUUUAUCAUCGUUUAUUAUUGAACCUCUUGAUUUUGAUGGAGUUCCGCCAAAUCUUGUUGUUAUUUUUAAGAAUAUUUGUAAAAGAGAUACUACAACGAAACUUAAAGGGUUAGAUGAUAUUAGUAGCUGGAUAAAUGAAAACGGAGGGGAAUUAAAUGAGAAUAAUAUUUUAAAAGUCUGGUCAUAUUUAUAUCCUCGAUUAUCAAUAGAUAUAGAUCGCCAAGUUCGUCUGUCUUGUAAUCAUGUACAUCGAAAAAUAUACAUUCAAUCAGGAAAGAAAAUUGUUAAAUUUAUUAAGGAAAUUAUUGGAUCAUGGAUUAUGUCAACUUUUGAUAGUGAUCAUGGGGUUAAAAAGGUGGCUAUAGAAUCUUUUAAUACAGCAUUUCAGACUCGUGAGAAAAGAUUGAUUGUUAAGAAGACAUAUCACAAAUAUAUUCUUAGUUUUAAUAAAAAUAUUAUUCUUAAACAAUCACCUAGUACAUUAAGCGAUUUACGAUAUAUAUCUCAGGAGGAUUCGAAGGCUAAGUAUUAUAGAAUUAUUGCCUCUAUAUUGGCAUCGUUUGCUGAUAUUAUAUUAAAUUUGGAAUUAGAUGAGCUUAAAAAGGAGGAAGCUUCAUAUGAUGAAAUUAUGGCAUCUGAAAAAUUUUGGAAAUUUUUAUAUGAAACAGAUUUUAUUGGAAGAAAAUAUUUUUAUGAAGUGAUUAAAAAUCUAUCGGAGAAGUGGCCAGAAUUGUUAAUUUCCCAGAAAAAUAUGAUUAAGAAGUCUGUAGCAAAAUUGAUGAAGAAUACAGAAAAAUCAUUCAUAUCAAUUAUUCUUCCAACUAUGGAAAUAUUUUUUUCAGUAUGUCCUGAACUAUGGGAAUAUGAUUUUUUUGGUGAUUCCGAAAUAUUUUCUUAUUUUAAAAGAUUGAUGUUAAAUAAUGAUUCUAAUUCUAAGCAAUUUUGGAACUGUUUUUAUAAUCUUAUAACAAAAAUACCUUUAAAUCCUCAUAAAUCUCAUUUUGAUGUAUAUUUAAAUGAUUUUAUAAGAAUGAUUUGGGAAGGUGCAUCUAAAAAAACUAAAUAUGAUAAUGAAGCGGGUUUUGAAACAUUUUUUAAGAUUAUGUGCUAUUAUAUGAAACAUUUUGAAAAUACACGUACUAUAUCUUCUAUUUUUGAAAAAAAAAUUAUGGAUAUUAUUAUUAAUUAUUUUACUGAUAUUAAAUCUUUAAAUACUAAAACAUCAGAUGAUUUUAGGCAUGCAUUAGUGAAGGGAUUUUUGAGAAAUGAGUAUAUCUUAAAUGAUAUUUUUAAUAAGUUUUGGUACGAAUCAAAGCAAUGUAUUCUUGAGAAGUUAUCAAAAACAUCAAAUAUCAUAUGUGAAGAAAAUUAUGAUGAACCUUUUACCGUUUGUCUGCGUUGGAUAAAUACUGUUGAUGAAUUUAUCAAAGAAACAGAUGAUAAUACUGUUUUAGCUGAUAAAUCACAUGUUUAUUUAACUAUAUGCGAAGUAAUAUAUUUUAUAAUUUGCCACAUUAGGCGGAGUGAUGAUUUACCUCAAAAAACAAUAGAAUUAUUAAACUGUGUUGUAUCCAAGUUUUCGGAUAUCAUAUUUAAGAAUCAAAGAAUUCUUUCGGAACUUGAAAGUUUUAUUAUGGAAAAAAUCCCUAAAUUUAUUACAUCAUUAACAGAAUCUAUUGGGUCUAUUCUUUUAAUUUAUAUUGUAAAAAACAAAAAUACUGAAAGUGUAGGUUUGGUUUGGACAUCUUUAUUUUUACAUCUUUCGAAAAUAGAAAGUAGAUCAGAACGAAAUGUUUUUACUCACAAAAUAGCGAAAAUGAUAAUUGAUAGUAAAAUUAACAUAGAGGAUUUAAGAAAUUGUUUACCUUGUGUUAAUUUAAUUGAUGAUGUUUUAUUGGAUUGUGUGCAUUUUAAUAUUGAUAAUAAUUUUGAAAAUUGGGAAUGUUUAAAUGAUUUUCUUACUGUGAAAGAAAUUGUUUUUUCAAAAGAAAGCAUUGUUGAAAGUUUGAUUUUUUUGGUAGAAAAGGUUUUUUGCCCGAAUGAUUCUGAAUUUUAUUAUAUAUUCAAUGACGAUCGAAUCUUAGUUCUGUUACAUAAUGUAUUAGGUGACAAUUUUGAUUUGUGUUCAUGUUUUCUGCAGAAUUUUCGAGCCAUAGAAUUUCAUAUAAAAAUAUGGAAUUUUACUUAUAUUAAUAAGGGGGAUAUUUCAGAAAGAAUCUCUAUUUUCAAUGAUUUAUUUGAGAAGAUUUAUUGUCUAAAUAAUAAAAUAGGCAGUAAUCUAAGAUUUAAUAUUGCGAAUAUUAUUCAGAAACAAAUUUUAUUAUUAGAUUCUCUUGAUUUUUCAUUAAUGAGAUCGCUUUGUUCAUUAAAUGUAAAAGUGUUAUCUUUUGCUACAGAAUCAGAAAAAAUGGAUCUUUUAGCUAUAUUUUUAUUUUCAACACAUGAAUGGGAUACAGCUUUUUCAUUUUUAAUUUCGGAAUAUCCUAAUAAAAACUUAGAGUUGUUUAGUUCUUUGAAAACAUGUUGUUUAAUAUUUUCAAAUUUUGUUAAAACAAAAGGAAAUAUUGAAACCGAUAAUAUUUCAAAAUUAUUGAAAAUGUCUGUUUUUUCUAAGACAAUAAUCAAUUCCCUUAUAUUGGAUUUAUGUUCUUUGAAAAUUCAUUGGUUAAUAUUAUAUGGAAUUAUGAUUUGUGAAGAGCUUAUUAGGGACAAUUUCGAAUUAGAACAUGCGAAUUGCUUAUGGAAAUCAAUAACGAAAGAACAAGAACAAGAAUUGUUUACCUUGAUAGAAAGAAGUGAUGACUUUGUUUUCGAUAUAUUAACUUCGGAUAAAAUUGAACUUUUUGGUAUUGACAAUUUUGUACAAAGAAAUGAUAUAAAGUUUUUGGAAAAAAUAAAGAUGAAAUCUAUUGGAUGUUCACCUGAAACAUAUUAUUCUGCUUGUGUGUUGUCUAGAACUUUUCAAUUUUUAACAAAAAGGAUUGAAUAUUCUCAAGAAGAAGUAGAAACAUGGUUAAAUGAUAUAUCUAUAGAAAAUGAUCAAAAUGUAUUUAUUUUUGCUGCUGUUAUUAAUGGAUUUCAACAAAAGCUUUUUUUUUCAAAAAGAUUGGAAGGUAUAAGAAAUAGAAUUGGUAGUGAUAUAUCUGGUGAUUUUGUUGUUGAUAGAGAUUUGAAAAAAAUUGUCUUAUUUAAUGUAUUUAUACCAUUUGAUGGUAGUCUUUGGAAACAUUUUCCACAACAACGUAUAAUAUUUCUUUUUCAGAAUCUUUUAAAAUUAAUUGAUAAAAAAAAUAUAAUAAAAGUCCAAAAUAUUGAUUUUUGUGCUGAAAUUACAAAAAUAUUUAUAAAGUUAAUUCCUUUUGUAAAAACUAUUGAUGGACUUUAUUGGUAUAAUAUUUGUGAUUACCUUUGUCAAUGUCUUAAGAUUUGUAUAGAAACCUCAUUAGAUUUUUUGAAUUUUGAAUUCUAUUCAAUGAAACUUUUUAUGACUUUAAGUAAUUGUUAUUCUUUCAAUGAUUCUUUUAAUGAUGCAUGGAAUAUUCAUUCUAAGACUUUAUAUUCACACUUGUUUCAAUUAUUUAUUCAUAAAAAAGAGACACAUGCAAAAAAUCAACCUUUAGAUAUUUGCAUUCAGCUUUUGUCAAGAAUAUUAUUACAGAUUCCUAUAGCUAUUGUAGAAAAGCCAUUAGUAAAUUCGCUUUAUCUUCAUUUAUUAUCUCAAUGGAAAUAUACGCAAAUUACUACAUUUGAUUGGUUAACAAAAUGGAUUUUAAAAGAUCAGGAAAAUUUGAUUGUAGAAACAGAGUUUUCUAAAGAAAUAGAUAUCGAUUUGCCUUCAAAAUUACUUUUUAUGAUUUCAGACCUUCCAUGUUAUGAUUCAUUAGAUAAUAUUGAUCAUGAAAAUAAUUUAUCUUCUAAACUUCGAGGUUAUUUUCUUUCUUGGAUUCUUAUUUUUACAUAUUUUAAAAAUACGUCAUAUAUAUUAAAGUCCCAUUAUAUUGAAAGUUUGAAAAAUAGUAAUUGUAUUCCAUUGACAAUUGAAUUUAUAUUUAAAACUCUUGAAUUAUUAAGCGAUAAGCCUAUAAAUGCAAUAGAAAUAUCAUGGGAUAUUUUAGAAUGGAAAAGCGCAGACAAUAUAAAAACAGAAAUACUAUCUUUAAUGGUGUAUGUAUAUUUACUUAUACUCAGAUAUAUUCCAUCUCUUGCAAGAGAUUGGUGGAUCGGAUGCAAGAAUAGGCAGUUAACUCAAUCAGUGGAAACGUUUACGGAAAAAAAUAUAUCUUCUAUUUUGAUUGAAGAUGAAAUCGCUUCAGUAUUAUUAGAAUCUAUACAACUAAAAAUAAAUGAUGAUAAUAUACACGUCAAAACGUCGAAAACUACUCGCGAAGUUACGACUUCUUAUACAAUUGAUGAUCAAUAUUUAGAAAUGGUUAUUCGGUUGCCUGCUUGUUAUCCUUUGAAUCAGGUUAUUGUAGAAGGUAUACAAAAAAUUGGUGUCAAAGAUGCCCAAUGGAGAGCAUGGUUAUUAGCUUCUCGGAUUUUAAUAACUACACAGAAUGGAAGUAUUGCAGAUGCUGUAAGUCUGUUUAAGCGGAAUGUUUCACUUCAUUUUGAAGGCGUUGUUGCUUGCCAUAUAUGCUUUUCAAUCAUAUCAGUUCAAGAUAGAUCUUUACCUAGCAAAAAAUGUGCAAUUUGUAAAAACAAAUUUCAUUCUGGAUGUUUAUAUAAAUGGUUUAAAACAUCAAAUGCUUCUAAGUGUCCUUUAUGUCGGACAACUUUUUCUUUUGCUGCAUAA
Molecule: messenger RNA, 4960 nt
Organism: Pneumocystis murina B123
Lineage: Eukaryota; Fungi; Ascomycota; Pneumocystomycetes; Pneumocystales; Pneumocystaceae
Exons: 22
Coding region: 23-4960 (1645 amino acids)
Biological process (GO): rescue of stalled cytosolic ribosome; ribosome-associated ubiquitin-dependent protein catabolic process
Cellular component (GO): RQC complex; cytosol
Molecular function (GO): ubiquitin protein ligase activity; zinc ion binding; ribosomal large subunit binding
Source: RefSeq, a predicted model, not a curated record